This is a messenger RNA of Vitis vinifera (wine grape), 1323 nucleotides long. RefSeq names its product RD22-like protein. NCBI's taxonomy places the organism in Eukaryota, Viridiplantae, Streptophyta, Magnoliopsida, Vitales, Vitaceae. The record is from RefSeq and is marked provisional.
AUUCUAGCCUAGCUAGCUAUCAGUCCUUGUAUCCCUCCUAGUAUUAUAGUUUUCUGUCCUAGUUUCAGAGCUUUAAUGGAGUUUCAUCUCCUACCCAUCCUUGCUCUUAUCUCUCUAGUAGUGGCAGCAGGCCAUGCUGCUCUACCUACUGAAGUCUACUGGAAUUCAGUUCUGCCAAACACUCCCAUGCCAAAAGCUAUCAGGGAUAUUCUUCGGCCAGAUCUUAUGGAAGAAAAAGGCACUUCCGUAAGUGUAGGGAAGGGCGGGGUAAAUGUCCAUGCAGGAAAAGGCAAAUCCGGAGGCGGCACCACUGUCGGGGUGGGCAAAGGCACUGGGGUAAAUGUUCACGCAGGAAAAGGAAAACCUGGAGGUGGCACCACUGUUGGCGUCGGCAAAGGAGGAGUAUCUGUUAACGCAGGCCACAAGGGAAAGCAUGUAUAUGUUGGUGUUGGUAAAGGGAAAAGUAAAUCACCCUUCGAUUACAAGUAUGCUGCUACUGAGGAUCAGCUCCAUGAUGAUCCAAAUGUAGCUCUUUUCUUCUUUGAGAAGAACAUGCAACCUGGGACAAAGAUGGAGUUGCACUUCAUUAGGGAUGCAAAUCUAGCCACCUUCUUGCCUCGUCAAGUUGCCAACUCCAUACCUUUUUCAUCCAAAAAAUUCCCAGAAAUUCUGAACGAGUUCUCGAUAAAACCAGAAUCAGAAGAAGCUGAGACAAUCAAGAACACAAUCAGAGAGUGUGAGGAGCCUGGGAUUAAAGGAGAGGAAAAGUAUUGUGCAACUUCACUAGAAUCCAUGGUUGAUUUCAGCACCUCAAAGCUUGGAAAAGGUGUUCAGGUGAUUUCAACAGAGGUGGAGAAGGAAACCCCGGAGCAGCAGUACACAAUUACAACUGGGGUGAAGAAGCUGGCAGGUGACAAAGCUGUGGUGUGUCACAAGCAGAGCUAUCCCUAUGCAGUGUUUUACUGCCACAAGACUCAGACCACAAGGGCUUAUAUGGUUCCCUUGGUGGGUGCUGAUGGGUCCAAAGUUAAAGCAGUAGCUGUGUGCCAUACAGACACAUCGGCAUGGAACCCCAAGCAUUUGGCUUUUCAAGUGCUCAAAGUUAAGCCAGGAACUGUUCCAAUCUGCCAUUUCCUUCCUGAGGAUCACGUUGUCUGGGUUCCAAAAUAGAAAUCUGCAGAAAGGACUUGAGAUUUGUUAGUUCCGCACAUCAUUCGGUGUAUCGUACUAGUUUGAAAUUCUGUAUGUUUGGUAUUUACGUCUGUAAUACUUCAAACCCCAUUGCCAUAUGAUUAUAUAUAAAUAUAUGAGUCAUAUUAUUCC